Messenger RNA from Mycotypha africana, 787 nucleotides. RefSeq lists its product as uncharacterized. Lineage: Eukaryota; Fungi; Mucoromycota; Mucoromycetes; Mucorales; Mycotyphaceae. The coding region runs from base 226 to 537 and encodes 103 amino acids. The transcript has a single exon. The record is from RefSeq and is a predicted model, not a curated record.
UUUUUGCUUUAACAGAUAACGAGCUCUUGCCGAGUUCACUAUCAUAUUGCAACUCAAUUUUGUAUUAACAUUUAAAAACUUAAGAUUAGCAAACAGUUGAGAAACACACUCAAUACACAAUAGAAAUUAACAAACAAAUAAACCAGGGGUAAAUCAAUAUAAAAUACAAAAUGCAACCGUACAUUGUUUCAAUCAAUUAUUUUGUUGUUUAUCCUUUCUUGAGUUAUGCGGUCAAUAACAAUCCACAGUGUGAUUUUGUUUAGUGCCAGUACACUUUUUGCCUCAUUCUUUACUGUAGCCAAUGGUAAACCUGCUUUGGAAGAAAAGAAAAGGCAGUUUAAAUUAACAAUACAGAAGUACUAUGAGCCAGAACAGCAACAGCAGCAGCAGGUAACAAGUUUCAAUGAAACAGAUGAUAAUUUUCUAUCGUUCGUUUCUUUUCUUGCCAAAAAGCAAAAACAAGUUCAAUAUAACCAUCAAACCGGUAAGCAAAACCCACGGAAGAAGAUGAAAGUUAAAAUUACGUGCGUGGAAUAGCAUUUAUACUGAUAUAAUUACGCUUUGAAAAGAAUAGGUUACUAUGGAGAAAUCAGUAUCGGGACGCCACCGCAAUCAUUCAACCUUAUUUUCGACACUGGAAGUUCUGAUUUAUGGGUUGUAUCGUCGGAAUGCACGAAUGAUAUCUGUGGUGAAAGGAAAAAGUUUGAUUAUCAAGCAUCAAGCACAUAUUCGAGACAGCAAGUCAACGGUAGAAACCAUGGCGACGACGAUGAGGAUGAGGAAGAUA